GCCGGGGCUGGUUGCCGAGCCUGGCGAUUUUCGUACUCUUUUAGAGCGGGGAUGGAGCUGUGUGGAAAUGGAGGCUGUAGCCGACAGUAAUACGCGUACAGACACACAUGCCCAGAUAUACAGUCAUGCGCACAUAUCCACACACAAAUAAACACAUACACACAUUUAUCUAUGGCUAAAGGGAGAUGGAAGGGAGUUUGUUGUAGUAGUCUUUAAUGCCACCCUGUGUUGGGGCAGCAUGUGUGUUUAGCUCUGGGCUUUUCGACAGGCGUGCCCAUUGAUGUGUGUGUGAGAGAGUAAGUGGGUAAAAGCAGCAGGUUGUACCUCACCAUUUAGAAACAUGUUUGCUGUGUUCUCUGUGAAAGGGAAGCAGGCUUUAUUUGAGGCUCCUAACUCACGAUGGGUGCCAGAGGCAACAAUGCCUCUGAAUACUGUAUAUCAGUUGCUGGUGUGGGGAAGGGGAGUCGCCAAUGGGAAAAGUGAUAUUGGGUUCAUAUCCUAUUUGUAGAAUUCGCAUAAUAAAAAUGGCUGGUGAUGCUGAGGUUAGUUAGUGGUUCCAUUUUUUUUAUUUGCUAGAAGAUUUGAAGCACUUUUUUUUUAAAAAAAGGAAAGCUCAUGUAUCCCUGAAGUCCCAAUAAAAGUUUGUAUGCUCUCAUAUUUUAUUUUUAUGUUGUGAACAUCCGUGUGAUCUUUGGAUGAAGGCGGGUGUACAAAUUUAUUCAUUUAAUAAUAAUAAUAAAUAUUAGGAUAUCCCUUGGCUUAUAUAUGUACAUGAACAGGGGUCUCCUUCCUGUGCCCCAACAAUAAUGUUAUUCAGUUAAAAUAAUCAUGGUUGUGAAAUGCAUGGAUGUGUGAUGGCAAAUGAUAAUAACAAAGUAACUGGGAGUCUGUACCAUAAAAUGUGCUUUCAACCAGGGCAAAUCAUAUGCCCAGGCAAAUGGGAGAGUGUCCUCUGAGAUUCUAGUGCAUCAUAUAUGUCUCAGAGCUCCCUGUGGAUGUGUGGCACAGAUGAGGGCAUCUGUAGCCAACAAAAAUAAACAAGCUGCGGGGGGGGGGGGGAAGGUAACUGUAGGUGUCCACCGCCUCAGAGCAUCCUCCAGGAAUUCCUGUAGAAUUGUUGAUCAGUUAGGUGAACAGAGGUCUCCUAUCAACUCUCUCUCACCACCUUUAACCAAGUACAGCUCCCAGAAUUCUUUGGGGGAAGCCAUGACUCUUUGAAGUGGUGUGAUAUUCCUUUAACUGUAUAGUGCAGAUGGGACCUACUAUACUAAAGGUGCGUGAACAUGGGUGUAUUGUACUGUUUCCUUCUUCUAGCUCCACCGUUUCACCAGCUGCUCCAGAGCCUGAUUGAACAUCUCCAACUCAUGAACACUCUUGAUAACAUCAUCUGUUUCUGCAGUGUGCCCUACUUUCCUUCAUCUUUGGCAAAUAGGCCUGUCAUCAUAAAAUCUAUCCUGCGCCCAGCAGCUCUUUUCACUCUGUCAUGUGCUGUGACUCCAUUCCCUAGCUCUCAUAAACUCUUGUUUCAGAUCUACUUGAACUUUUGCAUCUCCCUCUGUAUCGUUUUUUCCAACAUACUCUCACUGAUUACUCAUAUCAGUCAUGUCAGCAUUUUCCAUCUAGUGUCUUCUUCAAAGUAUUAGCUUCUAAUCUUCCCAACCGCAAGGCUAUGAUGCAGUCAUGCUCCUGACAAGAUUGCUGUGUAAAAGCUGUAUUUUGUUUAUGUUUUCUCAGAAGCUUGAUGGCAUUCUCCUUAAAGCCCAAGGAAAGUGUUUCCCCAUUUUGCCAAAGAGGCAAUUAUAAUUCCCUGUGAAUAGCAGCAUCCCACACUCCUUCCACAGACCUUUUAUUGAGCAACUGCUCUUUGUCCUCAGUCUCACUUACUUCCACUUACAGGCAGCACCUUUGGCUUUUGAGCAGUAUUCAGCAUGAUAACUCCAGCGUUUGAACUGAGUCAGGAUCCAGAUUUUCUUACAAUAACAAUCAAAGUACCAUAUGCACGUGUUUCAGAGUUUGAAGUCUAUUUUGAAGGGAAGGAGUUCAAGUUUUAUGCGAAACCAUACUUUCUCAGAUUGGCUCUUCCAGGAAGAAUUGUAGAGGAUGGGAGAGAGAGAGCAUCGUAUGACGACACAGGGGUUUUUACAAUACAUCUUCCCAAGGAAGUUCCCGGAGAGAAUUUUGAUGGGCUGGACAUGUUGACAGCUCUGUUAGCGCCAAAGAAAUCCAGAUCUGCAAAACCUUUAGUCGAAGAGAUGGGUGCUGCAAAUCAGGAGGAGGAGGAAGAAGAAGAAGAAGAAUUUGACUGGGAAAUUGAACAGACUCCUUAUGUGGAAAGCAAAGACAGCCCCUUAGGUUCACCAUGCACCUAUGGAUUUGGAAAUCUGAAAUCGGGAGUUUUCAGACGUCUUCAGGAUGAACUAAAUGAUGUUAUCGAUAUAAAAAAUCCAGACGUAACCUCUGCAGCUGAACGCAGAGAGAAAAGGCUGGCAGCAGAAGAUGCCAAAUUCAAUCCUGAUCAUUACCUUGCUGACUUCUUUGAAGAUGGGACUAUUCACCAUCUGUUGAAAUAUGAGCCUUGGUGGGUUACAGCCUCUAGAAAGAAGAUGGAUUCCCAAGAAAGUCAUCCUUGGAACGAGAGCAGACAGGCAGUACUUGGUAGGACCCCACUUUCCAAAUCUUCUGUGGAUGUUGAUGGACAGCAGCAGGCCUCUUUAGUGGGUAUUUUUCAACCAGUUUCCUUUACGGAAGACGAGAAAGAGCAGCUAAGAAAAUUCACCAACAGAACUUUCCUGCUUGAUAAAAGAACCUGUCAUCAAGUAUAUCUGAGCUUAGUUGAUAUACUUCUGGCUUAUUGCUAUGAAGUCUGUGCCACUGAAGGAGAAAAGAAUGUUGAGUCUCCGUGGAACAUACGAAAGCUGAGUUCAACUCUCUGCUGGUUGGAGAGUUUUACUAGCAUUUCGGAAGUUCUGAUGUCCUUUGGGAGAAGAGUUAUGUGUUAUCCACUCUACCGACACUUCAGUUUAGUGACUCGGGCCUUAAAUGACACCAUUACGAUACUACAACUUGGCAAAAGUGCAGUUCUGAAGUGUCUGUUAGAUAUUCACAAGAUUUUUCGAGAAAAUGAUCCUGCAUAUAUUCUGAAUGACCUUUAUAUCACAGAUUACUGUGUUUGGAUUCAAAAAGCCAAGUCAAAGAAGUUGGCAGCCCUUGCCGAAUGCGUGCAGAAAGCAGAGCUGAGCAAGGCCAAAUUAGGUUUCGAGCUUGACGAGCUGGAAGCAGCGGCACUUCUCGUGCAAGAGGAAGAAAAGGAGUUAAAAGCUGCUGGCACAGAUGUCUCCGAGCCGCAGCUGCCUCCCUCCGAAGGAGCUGCGAGUGACUCUGAGGGCUCAAGCAGCACUUCAUCAUAUGAGACAGGAGACUCCGAUUCAGAUGAACAAGAGUCCUCAGCCAGCGAAGAUGGGAAAAUAAAUCCUUUACAAAGCACACUCCAAGAGGAGAGGACAGCCCUGCUUAUUGACUGUAAUGGAUUAAGGCGAGACAUAGGCACUUUGACGUUAGAUGCUAGUAAUGAAAAAUCAAAGGCUCCUUUGCAAUCUACAUCUGUUCCCGGGAAACUGAUAGAGGAAUUAGGAAAGCAAAUGCAGGCGGCAAUUAGGCUUACGGAGCAGCCUGAAGCUUUGCCUUCUGUAAGUGGCAGCAGCAGCAGCACUUCAGAAGAGACAGGAACAAGCUGCACGGCUCAGCCUCAAGGACUUUCGCCGGAUCAUAAUGGAAAGAGACAUUUCUUAGAGGUGACUCCAAAGCCCAGCGCUUUUCUGCUCCUUGGCAGCACAAAUGAAGCUUCUUAAGGAAAUGUGGAUGGGGUGGGCUAGGGGUUUGUGGUUUUUGCAGUGCUGGCUGUUGUGGUUCAUUUUAACAGCCAAAGGCCACUUCAGCAAAUAUUCCUCUGCAGGCAAAUAAAACAAGACUCCCUAUUCCCUGGAGUUAGUUUUGAAGUGGCAUCAUUCAAGGUUAGUAGUAUUACAAAAGGUAUGAUCAAACAUGGAUGAAGCUUGCUGAUUUGUAUUCUGCAGAUUGCUUAUAGUUCAAAUGUAUAUUUAAAUGUUGUAUUUCAUUAUCAGGGUUUCCUAGCUCCUAAAUUUUCCACUCGGGGUAUUACUGUCCUCCUUAUUUCAAUUUAACCAUUUCGAAGUGUCCAUUGUACAGCAACUAGCACGAGGCUUGGUCAUCACAGGCACUCGCAUCUAAUAAGAUGUGCUUCAGUAGUAGUUGCAUGCGCGAUAUCAUCAAUGCCAGUGCUGCCUGAUCCUGUACUUUCUCACAACUUAUUGGGACUUAUUGCCAGGUAAGAGUACAUGGGAUUGCUCUCAUCUUUUUUUAAAAAAUAAUAAUCUGUGAUACAUGGCUGUGUAUGGUGUUUUUUCUUUCUUUUUUGAACAUGUACAUGGUCAGAAUAUAUUUUACCUUUCAAGUGUGAACAUCUGAUUUCAGGUUAUCUGUACUCCUGCUGCGCUGCUAAUAUGUGAUUGGGAUGGAGGAAAGGUGGGUUUAGUGGUUGGUGCUGGUCCGAAAGGAGCAAUACAUUCUUUUUAGCUGCAACUCUUAAUCACCAAAAGAUGCUCCACCAUUCAACGAUGGAGCUGAGUAUAUAUUGCGUUUUUCUGCCUUUUAGACUUUUGCCUGAACUACCAACUUACCCUCUUGCUUCGCUCUUGGGUAGCUAAGCUUCAUUAACUAACUGUAGGCAGAGCUGUAUGUGUCUUCUGCAUCCAUGUCCGAACGGUAUGCACAUCUCUUGAGCUCUGCAUCCUGAAUCCCACUGAAUCCUUUCUUUGACAAUAUGUUGCCACCGUGGUGGGCAGAGGCAGAAUAAAUUCUCCAGACUAUGCCAGUACAUUUUCACAUGCUUGAAUUGUUGUGGAGAUUUGAAAAAGAAGUACAAGUCUGUGUAUAUGAUACAUACAUCCCAACACUGCGGCGCUCCGAAGAAACCUAUAUUGCAAAAGUUUAUAGUGUCCCAUUCUUCACACUUGCACUUCCAUUUUGUGGCUGCCAGCUGGGGAGGGAGCCUGCCUGUUCUGUUCUCAGAACAGCUCUGUUUCUCUCUGAGAACUGACAGCUUCUAUGUUUGCGAAAGCAAUCUCUUUAUUCUGUCCAAAGCAUUGUCUUGCCUCCUGUGUAGGUUACUCCAUUCUAACUUCAUCCUGGCAGAGUUGGAGUCUGACCUCUCCACCUUUUCUUCUCUCCGCCCUGCCCACCAAAUGCUCAGGAAAUUUCAGUAGGUGGAGAUAAAAUCCCGCUUCCCCUUUAAGUGUUGGGAAUACAUGGAAUGCAAGAACUAGUGUGCAAUGAUACCCUUCCAUUCAGCCUGGGUGAUACGCCUGGGUGAUGCACGACAUAAGGUUGCCUCUGAAAAUAGCACCCUCUGUCAGGUGUGUUCCCCCACAACAAUGACCAGCACGUAACCCUGUGCCAUGACACCAUUGCGUGCAUUCCUCCAUUCCUGUCAGUGGUAGCCAACGAUGUGGAGCGGGACAAGACUGUGGUGAUGUUACAACACAGCAGCAAAGUGUUUCUAAAUGUUGUGAGAGGAAAGGGAGGGACCUUUGUGUGGGGUUGCAGCUUUCAGUGGCACUCACAGGAUGCCUGUAGUGUGUGUUUCAACCUUCUGACAUUGUUAAGAAAGAGGAAAUGCCUCGAUACACCCCCCACCAGCAGCUAGAAGUCCGUGCCUCACAUUUGCCUCCCCCCCCCACUACCAUUGGGAAGUCUGUGUUCCUGAUAUUUUUGUUCCUGGCAUUCUAAUCUUGCAGGUUUCUGUUCCUGCCCUGUUCUGUUCAACCAUCUUUAUACCUGCCAAAUGAACAAGCAAGGUUGGCUGCUGUGGUGCUUUCACCAGCUAAAGCUAGCAAGGGAAAAGACCCAACUAUUUCCAAAACAGUGGCUACAAUAAUCUAUUGCAGAUGUGUUUUGAGUUCAGUCGUCUGUAUUUGUUUUUUUAUUUUAUUUUAUGGUCAGCCAGCCACCCUCUCUCCCAGUGCUUUAACUGUCACACUUGAAAGCUGUUGCACUUUUGCAUUUGCACUCGUAAGUAGUGUAUAAAUUUGUGAAACGAAAAGGGUCCCCUUCACGCAUCUUCCUCACACUGUCAUUCCCCAUGCUUUGCUUUGUGAGGGAGUGGAGUAUGCUAUUUUAGAUCACUCCUACGAUAGAUAAAUAAUAUCCAUUCAGGUACUCAAAUUCAUAUAUACACUUCGGACAGCUGCAUACUUUCCAUAGCUGAUGCAUUACAGUAUGCUCCUCUGUUGUUUACCUUAGUAAAACUUGCAAACUUUGAAGGAGGAUGCAUGCACCUAAACCUGUGUCUUCCUGAUGCAUCUCUUUGCGCUGCUUUGUGGAGAAGCCUGCUCUGCUGCGACCUGUGUGUGAAGCGUGAAGAUGCUCUGUUCUGUUCCAUACGGAAAGUGACCACCUUCUGUGUGUCCCGUUACAAUAUCUGGACCUAUUUUAACCAUGCUGUCCGUGUUCAAACAGCAAAGCUUAUUUGGAGAGGUUUUUCCUUUACUUGGAAUCUGUCCAACUGAAGGCUUUUCAGAACCUCAGCAUCUUUUGCAAACAUUGCAAGAGCUUUUAUCUUUGAGCUGCCUUUUAGGAGCCCAGGUUAAGUCAGUCAGGGUCUCUGCCUCAUGUUAAUAAAUGCUAACUGACACUUUAUACCAUUCUUUAUUUCAUGGCUCUUUACCCCAAACCUAAGUGAUCAGGUGACCAAAUAAACAUUUAAAUAAAUGAAUGUUUCCUAAUUUGCAUUAAAAAAACUUUAAGGGAGUGUGGUUAGCCACUUCAGAAUGCUGUGGGUUACUUUUAACCCGAAUAAUUGGAGGUUUCCCACUCUUUGCCGGGCUUGAAUGUUGUAAACUGUCAAUCAGCUGCCCAAAGCAAAAAAACAAACCGUACAGUUUGUCUUAUCCUUGGUUGGUGAUCUGUGUAUAUGUUAGCUGAUUCGCAUAAUUAGUUCACAUACCUGCUUGAUCUGUUCAGAAAAUAGAAAAAAAUUGGUCAGACUGAACAGGAAGUCCCCAAAAGGAUCAAAUUAAUGAAUCCUCAAAAGGAGGAUAUCUUAGCAUCUGUAUAUCAGUGUGACACAAUGUAAACAGAAUAAUUGUUUUCAGUAUUCUGAUUAUCAGCAUGUUAAUCAACAGGUUUUUCACUUAAAUGCGCUCAGUGUGUUCAUGACAGAACUGAAAUUCUGAAGGAAAAGUUUUCUGCCUAAUACUGUAAUAACAAUAAUAAACUUUAUUCACAUUAGCCAAAGGCCAUAGCAACAAUAAAAUGGUACAUUGUGUACAAUAAAAGAUUUGUUAAAAGCACAAAUUAGAAUUCUGAAUUAUCAGUCAGUUGGUGGCCCUUAUUCUAAUUGCCCCAGCAAUGAAGCUAGCAACUUUAGCUGUUGUCUAGUCAUUUAGGUCUGAUAGAAGGAAAUGCAUUAUGGCCAUGGUUGAGCGCCCUGGGAUGGUCAGAAGGAGUGGAGUAAUGAUCUCGUUCCUUAAGUCUUUAUAAAGGGAACAGGACAGGAGGACAUGUGCCUAGUAACUCUUGAAGGGUAACUCUUGAAGGGUAAUGCUGUAGAUCAGGCAUCCCCAAACUGCGGCCCUCCAGAUGUUUUGGCCUACAAAUCCCAUGAUCCCUAGCUAACAGGACCAGUGGUCUGGGAAGAUGGGAAUUGUAGUCCAAAACACCUGGAGGGGCGAAGUUUGAGGAUGCCUGCUGUAGAUUGACCAAAACUUUAUUUUUUUAUUUUAAAAAGACAACUUCCCACCUUUGACUCCUUUCCCUGAAAGAUAUGUAGAGUUCAUUUUAUAUCAGAUAAGGGAACCACUGAUGAGCCUCUAUUUACUCCCGUAUAUGAUGAAUGUACCAAAGAAUUUGAUUCAUAUCUCUGGAGUGAGUGGGCUCAGCAGCCUGCCACGGUUGACACAGCUAAAUAUUGUCAAAGCUGGUGUCUCAAGGCUAGAGAAAACAAACAGGGAAACACAUGUCAGGCAGAUAAAUGGCUCUGUUGCUUAAAGCUGUCCUGGACGCCAUUUGUUUCUGAGAUAAGGCAGAAGGCUCUCCAGAGCAGCGAAAAGAUAAGACAGAAGAGUGGAACGAAUGUGGAAUUGUGUCAUUAGCUGGAUGCUUUGCUGUCGGAAGGAAAAUGAAUUUGCACCAGGAAAAGUUUGGGUUAUGUGUCUACAAAAUAGUAUACACCUUUGGCACACACUCUGAAACAUGCGUAGACUACCCUUUUCAAACUUCACAUGUGGAUGUUGUGGGGUGCUUGCUUCCUCUCCACAUAUUCAUGGAAGCAAUGUGUGUGAGAGCACCCUAGACCAGGGGUCAGCAAACUUUUUCAGCAGGGGGCCUGUCCACUGUCCCUCAGACCUUGUGGGGGCCGGACUAUAUUUUUUUUGGGGGGGAGGGAAUGAACGAAUUCUUAUGCCCCACAAAUAACCCAGAGAUGCAUUUUAAAUAAAAGGACAUGGAAAAACACGCUGAUUCCUGGACUGUCCACGGGCCGGAUUUAGAAGGCGAUUGGGCCGGACCCCGACCCCGGGCCUUAGUUUGCCUACCCAUGCCCUAGACUUUUUCCCCAGCCACAUCACGCAGGGUUGGGGGUGCUUCAUGGAAUGACAUGGGGAAGUAUUUUUGUGUUGCGCUGGGUUGCUGUGGUUGGCAGUAGCUCUUUCUUACAAUUGUUGCAGUUCUUUGAAAGGAUUGGAUCAAACAAUCUGAUUUCUGACCAUUUCCCCCCCAAAUCACCCAGUGGCAACCUCCUAUGCUGCAUCCGGUGAAGUUCUGGAGGGAUUCCCAAACCCUAGGGAGCAGCUUUGAGGAGGCUGCAGUAGGAAGGAGGAGGCAGAAAAUCCCACACUGGACAAGCAGAUCUCCCCUCAUGGUUCAUAGGAUUCAGCUGAUAAUUCAAUGGUCAAAGAUCCAGUGCUGUGCAUGGGUAGUUAGGGACCAUAGUUCAGGGGGAGAGCAUCUGCUUUGCAUGCAGAAGGUCCCAGUUUCAAUCCUAGUUGGAUCAAUGGUCAUACUUGGUAUAAAGCAAUGUUCAAAAUUGAUUUUGGAACUUGACUGAGUUGCAUAGCUGCCAAGUUUUCCCUUUUCUCGCGAGGAAGCCUAUUCAGCAUAAGGGAAAAUCCCUGUAAAAAAGGGAUAACUUGGCAGCUAUGCUGAGUUGGGAUAUUCAUAUCAGGUUUUUCUUUGGGCUUUCUGGGAUUUGUAGUAUAUUAUAAGCUCAUUAAACCUUACUAUGCAUAGGUCAGGGGCUAUUGUAAAAACUUAAAAUGUCUGUAAAAGUCUAAAGUUUACUAACCUGUAGGUUGUACUACUCUUAAGCAGGAGAAAUUAAUCUAAGCCCCCAUAAGAUGUAUUUAGAGGAGCCCAGAAACUUGUGAGAGUCAACGUGCAACAAGCAUUUUUUGCCCUUUCUGCCCAUUCCAACCAAUAGCUAGAAAAGAUGGUGGUAAUUACUGUUUAAGCCUCAGACAGCAGUGGAUGCUUUUUUUUUUAAAGCCACUGCUCAUUGUUUGAAAUCUCACAGUACAGUAUGUUUAAACAAAAAAUAAAAAAAUUCCUUCCAUUAGCACCUUAGAGACCAACUAAGUUUGUCAUAGGUGUGAGCUUUCGUGUGCAAGCACACUUCUUCAGAUAUCUGAAGGAAGGAAUUUUUUUUAUUUUUUGUUUUGACUAUGUCAGACCAACACGGCUACCUACCUGUAACUAGUAUGUUUAAAGCUUGUCUUUUAGUUUUGCAGUCACUAACACAGGUUACCAACACAGGCCUUUGGGCACCUUUGGAUUUUUGAGCAAGUACUGCAGCUAUGAUCUCUUCUGGUACUACUCCCCUCUCCUGGACCCCCCCACAGGGGAGACAGAAAGAAAGCACACACAUGUUGCUUUUGUAGGGGAUGUGGGUAAAAACUGGAUCCGGUAGUAUUAAUAUGGGCCUGGGAAAGCAUAUAGAGCUGAAGGUGGAAGUGGGAAAGAGUGUCACUCUUGUAACGUCCAGCUUCAGUUCUAUGUACUUUCUAGGGAGGAAAAGGUAACCACGUUCACCAUCUCACAACCAAGCAGCAGUGUGCAAGAGGACUCAAGGCUUUGUUGAGACGGUAUAGGGCGGUAGUCAAUAUUAUUCAAUAAAUAAUAACAAUAAUUGUUGGUGCCAGGGGAAGACCUUAAGGGUAAUACUGUGCCACAUGAUGGCAUUCCCUGCAGUAACAUAUAUUUUGAUGCCAUCUGCACAUCCAUGUUAGUAUUCUGUUAAGUUCAGCCUUUAUAUGUUUAGGGAGGCUUUUAAUGUUUAAUAGAUUACUGUAUUUUAUUUUUCUGUUGGAAGCCGCCCAGAGUGGCUGGGGAAACCCAGCCAGAUGGGUGGGGUAUAAAUAAUAAUUAUUAUUAUUAUUAUUAUUAUUAUUAUUAUUAUUAUUAUUAUUAUCAGCAAAGCCUUUGUCACAGUAGGAAAGAAGAGGCAGCACACAAAUCUAACAAGAAACUGAUCAGAAUCAGCUCUGACACGCAGCAAGUGGCCCCAUGAGAGGAGAGUAGGUGAAGUCGGGACUUAGUGUCUGUAAAACAUUUUAGACGUUAGCAAGGGGCUAUGUACCAUCUGGGCUCCAUUUCGGGCAACAGCCUAUCUUAGGUGGGCGCUGGACUUGCAGGCAGCUUCCAUUUCAAAACAUGAGAGAGUGACUUGUGGUUUUGUCAUGGCACCUCCAAAAUAGGAAAUUCUAAUAUUACAAGACUGACAUUUCUGCCAAGCAUCCUUUGUGCUCGUAUCAGAGCUAUGCAAAAACACCACUAUUUAUUAUGUGACCUUCAGCUAAUGUAGUUUCCAGGAUGCUGAGCAUGCUUCUCCCCAACCCAACCCCAAUUCUCUGCCUUCUGAAAGAUGCUGAUUGCUUUCUACUUUCCUCAUUUCCCUAGUCCCGAGUGCAUGUCCCUGAUUUUAGGAAAACACCUUUUCACAACCACAAUACUCGCCCCACAUUUUUAUUCUCCCACAGAACAGAGUUAUCAUAGUCAUAGGAACUGGGGCUCAGAGAGAGAGAGAGAGAGAGAGAGAGAGAGAGAGAUCUGCAAAGCUUCAAAACCUAUUACCCGUGUGUGUGUGUGUGUGUGUGUGUGUGUGUGUGUGUGUGUACACACACACACCUGCUGUGAAUGGACACUGGAAGCAGGAAAGCAGCACAACCUGAACCUUUGGAAUUUCACAUUGCAUCACAGAAUGCACUCUGCACUGUGGAAGCACUGCUGAUUUCUUUCCUAGCACCAUUCACCCACUUCACCAAUUUUAGCCUAGUAUAUUAUGAUCUAUUAUUCAAUAUUGCUCUUGUCUGUCUUUCUGUAUAGACAUUGACCCCGGACCCUCCAGGACUGUAGGUUUCACAGCUUUGCAGAAAGAAAGGAGAGAGGCAUUCACAGCAACAGCAAAAUUGCAGCCGUACAAAACUCAAUCUGAGAAAAGUGGGAUGGGUGUACAUCAUCCAAUGACUUACCACUCAAGGCCUUGGCUGUCCCAGCUUCUACACUUGGACGCAGUUCUUGGACUCCAGGAAACACCAAAAGCUCAAAGUGCCUGGGGCAGCCCAGUUAGAUGGGGGGGGGUCCAAAUAAUAAAAGUAUUGUUAUAAAAUUAUUAAGAAGUCAGCACACAGUCUCAGCAUCAGCCCAGAAUAGAGGGUACAUGGCUCAAAAGUCCAUAAGCAGAAUUCUAGGAUACUUCGCAAAAAAGACCAAGCUUGCAAGCAAACUAUGGGGAUUGGGGGGGGGAGUGCUGGGUUGGCUUGUGCUGGCACAGGUAAUAGUGUGUCCUUGACAAUGGGACCUGAUCCCACCCCUCCAUCUCCAGUUCAGCUGGCUCCACUGAUUGGACAGCCAGCUCUUUGGCUACUCCUUGAAGCUUGUUCUCUGGAGGUGGGGUAGGGACUGACUCAACCAACUCCUCCCUUGCCAGGAUGUCUGGCCCUAUUCGCCAUCACUGCCUGAACUGUCCCCACCUCCAGUGUCAGGGUCCUCCUCCUCCUCCUCCUCUGUCAGAUCCAGCCAUUCCCAUCAUGUCAUGGCUGGUGUCGCAGAAGAAGAAGAAGAAGAAGAAGAAGAAGAAGAAGAAGAAGAAGAAGAAGAAGAAGAAGAAGAAGAAGAAGAAGAAGAAGAAGAAGAAGAGUAGUAGUUUGGAUUUGAUAUCCCGCUUUAUCACUACCCGAAGGAGUCUCAAAGCGGCUAAAAAUCUCCUUUCCCCUCCUCCCCCACAACAAACACUCUGUGAAGUGAGUGAGGCUGAGAGACUUCAGAGAAGUGUGACGAGCCCAAGGUCACCCAGCAGCUGCACGUGGAGGAGCGGAGACGCGAACCCGGUUCACCAGAUUACGAGUCUACCGCUCUUAACCACUACACCACACUGGCUCUCUGGAUGUGUGAACCCCAUUGAGAAGCACUGAACCAUUGCAUAUUGAAAAGCACUGCACACUCUUUUGUGUGUUCUGGGCCAUUGUGUUUCAGCCAAGCAAGCCACCUCUUUGAUGCUGCAAUUCUUGCGCGUGCAUUAACUCCAAGACGUAGCCUUCCUGGUGAGGCUGACGUUGCUCCCAGGAAGGCAGGAGUUGUGCAGUUCAACCUGUAACCGGGAUAAGACGGAACAACGUGCCAUCUAAUUACGCAGGAGCAGCAAGACGGUUCCAGUGAGUGAGUCAUAAAUGUUAAUGGGACUUGUAAGCAUAAAUCACCGGUGAGCCAAGCGAGGAACUAAUCCCAUAAAUUCCACUCUUAAAUAUUUCCUUGGCAGUGGCCAAGGCUGGAGAAAGACACCCUCCUGCCCCUGCUUAAGAGUGGCAUAAUUGGUUUCUGCCUCCUGUCCACACUCUCCCCCCCUCCCCCAGUAAUUUGAGAGGAAACUGUCCCAUUCACUACAGUAGAUAAAUUGGCCUGCCUGCUUUGCUGGCUGCAGCUCCGCCCUCUAAUCUGCUGCACUGGCCAUUGACUUGCCUAAUUAUGUGUAUUACAACUGCAGAAGGCUUACAGGCAGCAGCAGGGGGGCAAACUGUGGAAUGAGUGCAAUGAUUGUUCCAUCUGUUCCUGCAGAGCUGGAAGGGGGUGGGCUCUGAGGCCAGGCGAGAGGAUAGCAUCCAGCACAGGUGCCCCGGGAAGGGGAGUCCCUCCAGCGAGGGCUUUACCAGCAAAAGAAAUAUAAGGAAGUCAAUUUUGCUCUUUGAGCAUAAUUACAGCAUAUUGAAGCAUCGUACGUUGAACUAGCACAGCCGGGAUACAAUGGAAACGAAAUAAAAUCAGGGGUUUUAAUAGGGUUUUUGAGACUUGGUGCUUUGUUGUGGGGUGCGGGAUUCUUCAGCAAAGGGUGGGAGAGCGUUACUUACCUGCUGCUUUUCUCAGGUGUGUCCAGAUGUACCAUGGCAGAUACAUCUGGAAUGGGGUUGGGCAAGCAAAGAGAAGCAGCUGCCAUGCAGUGACAUAAGGAAAGCCUGCUGGAUCAGGCCAAUGGCCCAUCUCAUCCAGCAUCCUGUUCUCACAGGGGCCACCCAGGUGCCCACAAGCAGGACACAAAGAAAAUAGCACUUUUCUCUCCUGGGGUUUCCAGCAACUGGGAUUGCCAUGGACUGGCUGGAUGCAGAGGAGAGGUGGGUGGUUCCAGCUGGGGAGCCCGAAAGGGAAGCCCAAGGGAAGAAGGCUCAGAGCUAGGGGAUUGGUGGUGGGACGAUGAUGAGUGGUCAGAGGGAGAAGAGGGAGCAGACUGGGGGGGGGGAGGUGUCAGAAGCUGAAGAGGCAACAGGGUUUUGUGAGUAGGAAGAGGCUGUGACAGACAGCAGUCCAGAACCAGGAGGAGGAGAGGAGGGGGCCCAAGAGGCAGAGAUGAGGCAGGCUGCUGAAGAAGCCAGGGCGUCUCCCCCUCUUGCUGUAACCAGCUCCUUUCCCCCCUGGUCUUCUAGAACAUGCAGAGAAAUGAAAAGAGCAGAGCAGAGAUUGUGCACUGACACAGUCUAUGACUAGGGGGGGGGGCAUGGAGAGGAGGACUAGCAGACAGACUGCAGGUGAGGAAUGGGCAAAGCAGUCCUCCCCUUGUCCUAUUCCCCACUGUCCUUUUCCCCACCUGCUUCCCAGCUGCCUUCCACAAUAUUAAAUGCUGGCAUUUAAAUUACCAUGCAUGGUGUGUAGUUUGCCCUUGAGGUGGAGUUUGGUGUCAUCUGCAAAUUUGAUGAGCAUCCCCUCAGUUCCUUCAUCCAAGUUGUUUAUAAAGACACUGAGUAACAAUGGUCCCAGGACAGAACCCUGCAGCACCCCACUUGUCACUUUUUUUCAGGAUGACAAGGAACCAUUAGUGAAUCCUCUUUGGGUGUGGUAACCUAUCAGCUACCUCAUCCAGCCCACACUUUGCCAGUUCUCCACAAUAAUAACAUGGGGGGACUUUGUCAAAAGCCUUACUGAAAUCAAGAUACACUAUGCCCACAGCAUUCCCCUGAUCUACCAAGUUUGUAACUCUUAUCAAAAAAGAAAGACAUGAGAUUUGUCUGGCAUGACUUGUUUUUGAGAAACCCAUGCUGCGCCUUAGUAAUCACAUUCAGUUAUCUGUCCCUUCUGUCAUUUAGAAUAAACAGUUAAAAUGCUGUGUUACAGUAUUCUAGAUAAUACUAAUGCUAGCCUUAGAUCAAUCAACCACUGUAUCCAAUGAUAUCUUCCUGUUAGUGAAAUAACAUUUAUCUGUGCAAUGGGAAUGCCUCCUCCUGCACACUCGCAUACACCACCAAUCUCCCAAGGGUUGCGGGAAUCCAAGAACAAAUUGGGGGAGGGAAGUCCCAUUGCAUAGGUGGAAGUCCUUGCAUUAAUGGAGUGACUUCAUUAGACACAAUUCUAUACAUUUUCAUAUUUUGUCUUAUUAACCACUUUAGGCCUGAUUCACACAUGCAGACACUGGCACGGUCACUGCUUGAAAACUUAACUGAAGGGAGGUUGGCACAGCAGAAAAACUCUUGUGUUACGAAGCUCCCUAUGCAAUUGCAUGGGGCAAGGGCAGCUCUUGAAAUAAUAUCCACUGGUCUUCUCUGCCACCUUAUGCAGAAGUAAAUCCCACUAAGUUCAGCUGGACUUGCAUUACAGUAAGUGACUUCAGGACUUCAGUUAAAACUCUAGCCCACUUUAAGAUAAUGGCUUUCAAAGCAAACAGAUAAAGCCUAUAUGAGAGAUGGGGGGAAAACCCUUUGCAGCUCUUUACAGUUAAACUCAAAAUUAUCUUAAAACCACAACUGAAUAUCUCUCUUAAGUGAAAGGUUUCUAAAUAAAACAACACUCGCACUCAGUUUUAGACGGAUAUAUUUUGGGAGGGUGGGGGAGUUCCACAGUUUAGUUUGCCACUACCAAGAAGUUCCCUUUUUACAUCUUGAUGUCCUAACUUGGCACCCACAUACAGUAUCUUUGAGCAGCUGUUCCCAGUCAGCACCCAACCAAAGCAGGGGUGGUUUAUCUGCAUAUGUGUUUGAAUCACUUGAAAUGGCUCCUCCGAGUGGCAUGAAAACAAGAAAUCUGCAGAGCCUCCACACUGUGAGGUGAUUUCCCUUGGUACUGCUCAGUUCGCAGUCUCAGUGAUAACUGCUUAUUGUGCUAAUGGCCUCCUCUCGCCAGAGAAAACAUUAUACUUCACAUCUGAAGUGGUUGGCAGAAGCUGUAAUCGAGGUGUGAAGUGACUUUCCACAGAAGAACAUGGCGUUCAUACUCUUCAGUGUCAGGUUCCUUGCUUGCGUUGCCACACAGAAUUCUGUUAUCGGAGACUCCAAAGCCAUUAGAGUUUAUGAGAUGGUCUGGUGGGGUUUUCUCUUGGGGGUGUUAUUACUCCCUGCGGGUGAUGUUCUAAAACCCACAUUUACAAAGGGGAAUCGAUACUGCCAAACAUUAUUUAUUGUAUUUAAGCAAAACCACCUAUAAUUUAACCUGAAAACUAGCGACAUUUUGGCAAGGAUGAACGUUUGCCUAAAACAGUUUAAGGUUAACAUUUUUAAAAAGAAAAAACGGGGUCAAGCAUGUUUGUUUUUACUGCCUUUGUCCUUACAGGCCUGGAUGUAGUGUGGAAAACAUCAGAUAGUGUCUCUAACUUUCUCAAGAGCAGGUAAAACUGGGUGUUGUGUGGGCACCUUUUCACCACUACUAGCACCACCAUGGAAGUCAGAUUCUUAUAGUGAUUGCAGUGGCCUAGGACUGGGGAGACCCUGGUUCAAGUUGUGAUCUGCCGUGGAGCUCACUGAGUGACCUUUCGCCAGUCACUGUAAGCUGCAUUCAGUCAGUGCUUAUGUUUCAUUAACUGACCAUUUUCGUGUCUUAUGUGAUCUUUCACACAAAACAUAAAAGCCACUUCUGCAUAAUUCUUGAUCCUUUUAAUAUAUUUUUUUCUAAAUAAAACUUCUCUGAGAUUUUAUUACGAUCAAGCAUUAUAUAAACUCUGUUAAAAGAAACAAAAACAAAAUAUUUUCCCCACCCAUUGCAAGGAACUAGAUAUCGGUAUGGAGUUGGUGCAUAUAUUCCAUAUCUAAAACCAUACAUAUUGUAGAUUUGGAAAUGAUGGUCCAAAUCCUUGCUUGUUCAUCGUGUGAAAACUUGGGUAACUUGCCAUCUUCCUAAAAAAGGAGGUUGGGUAGCGGCCUCCUUUGUUGUGAUGGUAGCUGGAUUCAGUGAGUUAAGGGUCACAAAACAAGCAGACAUUGCAAUCAAUAUCAGAGUUAGGCAGAUAUGCUAAACAAUAAUGCAUACUUUAUGAUGGCCUUUACUGAUGAUCAAUUAUCAAUUGCCCACACAACAGGACAAAGAACUAAUCACUCUUCAAGGCCUUACGAUGUACAGUGGAACCUUGGUUUAUGAACACAUCGGUUUAUGAAUUUUCGGUUUAUGAACGCAGCGGGCCCAUCUGGAACGGAUUAAUUCACUUCCCAUUACUUUCAAUGGGAAAGUUUGCUUCAGUUUAUGAACGCUUCAGUUUAUGAACAGACUUCCGGAACCAAUUGUGUUCAUAAACCGAGGUACCACUGUAGAUACAAGGAAGGAAAAAGUGAAGGAUGGGGCUGAUUGCAUAAGAACUGAACAAGAAGAGUCCUGAUGGGCCAGACCAAGUGUGGACAACCUUGCACACACCCCCAGGCACUAAUGGUUCCAGCCAGCAUGGCCAAUGGUCAGGGGAAAAAGAGCGCUGUCCAGCAAAAUCUGUUUGAUACUCUAGGUCUAGGAUACACAUUAAGUCCAUACUAUGUUUUCUAUGUGCCCCUAGAAAUGUCAGCUAUGAAUGCCACAAACGUGUUCGCAAAUGUCAGGGUGUUACUCAUAGAUGAGGAAACCACCCAACAGUCCCAGCAGCCCCCUAAGGCAUUUCCUUGUUGUUGGGUUCCUCUCUGCCCCACUGCUUGUGGUAAUCUAUACCCAGAGCAAAAGGACUCCCUGGGCAUCUAAUUUAUUUAAUUUAUCAGAUCUGUAUACCACCCUAUACCCGUAGAUCUCAGGGCGGUGCACAACAUAAAAUUGCAAUAUAAAAAUAUCAGAAUACGUGAUAAGAACAGAAACAAACCAAUAAUCCCGCCUUCCACAACACAUUUAAAAGGGCAUCAGAUAUCAAUAAGCCAUAGAGGCCUGGUAUUUGCUUGGCGCCUAAAGGUGUAUAAUGAAGGUGCCAGGCGAACUUCCCUGGGGAGAGCAUUCCACAGACAGGGAGCCAUUGCAGAAAAAGCUUGUUCUCGUUUUCCACCCUCCAGACCUCUUGUAGAGGAAACACAGAAAGAAGGGCCUUGGGUGAUGAUCUCAGGGUCCUGGUAAGUUCAUAUGGAGAGAGGCGGUCCUUGAUGUAUUGUGGUCAUGAGCCAUUUAAGGCUUUAAGGUUUUAUAUUUUACAGGCUACUGCAAGCAUUCAAUGUGUGAGCUGAGUAAUGGCAAGGAAAAUUUUGGCAUAGCGGGCCAGAUUCAACUAAGGCUAAGCUAUUCCCCUAGAGCCAGUGUAACAUAAUGGAUAAGAGUGUUGGACAAUGACCUGGGUGAGAAGGGUUCAAAUCCCCACUCAGCCACGAAGCUCAUUGGGUGGCCAGUCACCAUCUCUGAGCCUAGCCUGCCUCACAGGGUUGUUGUGAGGAGGAAAACUAUGUACACCACCUUCAGUUCCUUGGAAAGUAAAGGUGAUAUAUAAAUGUAAUGAAUAAAUAAUAAUAAUCAACAUAAGAGGGAGCCAACACAACUCCAGCUAGCACCAUGGGACUUGCCUGUCUCCUCCCCUCUGCAGCUGCCAAUUGGCUCAGAGAAGGGGUGUUAGGGCACAUGGGGAAGGAGAGAGGAAGCCAGUCUCCUGGGCAAGAAGAAAUGCUAGUGCUGAUGGACUUGCUUGUUUUGCCCUAAGGUUCAAUUUCUCACAUAGUCCUGAUGAAAGAUUGAGCUGACUCUGUUGAUCUCAAAUACUGAACAGGAGAAGCAGCUGUGAGCCCUUGCAUUUGUGAGCCCUGCUAGUAGGAAAUUGGAACCACUGCUGAAUACUUUUCGUUACUAUACUGGCAUUGUCUGAAUAAUUAGUUAACUUUACACCGGAACCCCAAUUUGAUUCUUCUGUAAUAUGACUCAAGCUGUGUGCGCGAACCUCCCGAUUUAGAAGCACUCAGUAUAAAGAUAUGCAAAAUCUUUAUAUAUACAUAUACAUAUACACACACAUAUAUAUUAGACAGCUGCAGCUAUUAUUUUACCAGUAAGGGAAGAUGAGUCCCAGAGAAGUCUUUGGCAAACAUCUGGCACACAGAAGAUGAUUACAAGAAUCAGGCAAGCAGCUUUCCGUGAGACUACUGGCUCUCCUUUAGUUCUAGGACAGGGGUUGGCAGGGUUUACCUUGCCUGGGCCGGUUCACUCCAGUGGAGAUCCCUUCGUGGGCCAGAUUGUGCACAUGAGUGAGCGUGCACAUGAUUUCCGGCGUCUGCGCAGACACGAUUUCCAGCACUGUGGAAGCGAGUCCCCGUGCUGCGCUGUGCUGUGCUGGUUUAGCACAACAUGCGGGGACUCGCCAAGCGGGCGGCUCGGUUCGGGGGCGACUCUUGGGCCAGUUAAACAACCCCCAUGGACCACUUGUGGCCCAUGGGCCUAAGGUUGCCUACCCCUGUUCUAGGACAUAUUGCUACAAACACCCCAAUUCUUCCAGUGGAAAAAACGCCAAGAGUGCAGAGUUUACCUAAGCUGUUUACUUUUGAAAUGAGAUCCCCAGCAGUUUAGUGGUGUUUUAUCAUAUAUGGUUUAUUUACACAGGUAUAGCAGCUGAUCAUAGAUGGAGAUUCAUCAGAUUAAGCAUCCCAAGAAAAGUCCCAGAGUUGGCAGCUUUCCGUCUGAUUUCUUGGAGGGCGGGGCACAACCAGCACCUUUUCCUACAAGGAGGAACUCAGGGCUCUGUGUCGUUCUUUCACCCAUCCAGGUGCUCAGGUGGAGGACGAAUGAACAGAUGAGUCAUCUUCCUAGCUUUCUAGCCCAUUCAAAUCUCUUCCUGCUAUUGGAAACAACAACUGCCACUGCUAUCUCCCUAAUGUGAGAAAACCUGCCAGGAUAAACUGGUCCAACCAGCCUGACCAUUUUAGUGAGCUCACCUUACCAUCGAAAUUGCUGGAUUAGAGGAGUCCCCAUAAGAUCUUUUAGACACACCCCAACAAUACAAAUACAGUGGUACCUCGGUUUAAGUACACAAUCGGUUCCAGAAGUCUGUACUUAACCUGAAGCGAACUUUCCCAUUGAAAGUAAUGGAAAGUGGGUUAAUCCAUUCCAGACGGGUCCACGGAGUACUUAAACUGAAAGUACUCAAACCGAAGUGUACUUGUACUUAAACCGAGGUAUGACUUCAUCACUGAAGGACCGCAAGUAACUUCCAAAAACCUAAGUAUAGGAGAAGGGACUCCCCAGAGGCUUCUAUUUCAGAUAUUUAGGUGCUUCUGAUAAUCACAGACAAGCACAAACAUUCCAGCAGCAAAUUUGUAGAUUGCAUCAAAUAUUCCUGCUAGCGUGACAGAGGUGUGUGCGUGUGUGUGUGCUAGCACUAAAGUUACUGGGAUAUUUGUCUUCCUUGUACCGAACAGCCCCUGGUUUUCUUUGCAAAACGUUGAUCUGCAGUUAAAAACUAGAAGGCGCCUGCAAUUGAUUAGCCAAGCCCUGAAGAUUAAGAGCACAGGGGUUGUAUGCUUUCUUCAGAGUAAACCCACUGAAAUAAUUGAAUCUAAUAAUCUAGCAGCGGAUGCAUCUCGCAACAGCCUUCUGUCCUUCUCUGUCCUGAUUGUGGGGGCAAUAGGCUGGGGCAUGUGCGCGCGUGCGCGCGCACACCCACCCACCGGGUUCUAGGUAUGGCUGCCCGUGGCCAUAGCCUGGCCCUAAAUGAUACAGGGAUUACUUGGCACUUUAUAUGUUCAGAAGACCUCUGCCAAUAAUGAGCAGCAAUUAUUUGCAUUUAUUAUUUGCUGCUUGAUAUUCUCCGGGGAUAUUCUCUAAAUUGAUAGAGGGGGGAUUUCAGCAUCCACAAACUUAUCCAGAGUUAUAGGAAGCAAAGUUCUGGUUAUUACUGUAUUUUUUCCCCCUGUGUUCCUUUCGCCCUAUUACUAGAACAAUUAAUUAAAAAUGGUAGCACUGAGCCCUAUUGAUUCAUUUAGCACUUGGAAGCUUAAUGAGGUGUAAAUCCUACAGGCAGCUGCAUGGUGGAGCUGACAAAGUAAUUUAUAUCAAUUGAUGUGAUUAGUAGAGGCUCUCAAUCACUCCAUUGUUGCUCCCUGCAAUCUGUCAUAUUCUGAACAGGGAAAACUUAACUUUUGAAUUUCUGUUAGGCUGAAUAUAGUAUUCUCAGUGCUGUGCUAAAAAGACUGAAAAUGGGAUGCUCUGCCUAGACAGAUUAGAUACACAUUGCUCUUUGUCGCAAAGGGAAUGAUUCAGGGCCCCAGCCUUUUUUGCUGGCUCCUAAUUGCUGGCUGUAAAACCUGAAUCUACAGUUCUGCAAACUGCAUGCAAUAUGUCAGUCGAUUCCUUGAAAGGUUGGUUAUCCUUUAAUGCUGUGAACCUCUUUGAGUGUAGCACCAGAGCCCCAGCCUAGAUGGCAAAACCCUGUUCAUUAUGCAGGUGCAGGUUGCUAGGCUGCCUUUUCUACGAAGCCUUGGACUUAAGCCAGCAGUUGCCAAUGCAGUGCCCUGCAGAACAUAGGCGGAGUCAUUCUCCCACCUUUCCUGACCAUUGGCUAUGCCAUCUGGGGCUGCUGGAAGUUGCUGUGCAGCAAACAUCUGGAGGAAACCAUGUUGACUCUUCCCUAAAACCUCCUCCCCAGAUGAAACAAAGCCUACAUGCAUACAACGGACUUAGCUCAGAUUCCUACUUUCCCCUGACCAUUGGUCUUGUUAGCUAGGGAUGAUGGGAGUUGUACUCCAACAGCAGCUGGAGGCCUAAGUCUGGGAAUCCCUGCUAUAGAUUGAAAACAUCAGGGAUAUCAAAGAAGCACAUGCAUUGGUACAUUGAUAUCCCCCCCAGAAACUGUAUAUUCAGUGUUGCAUAAAACUCUGUUGGUUUUCCCUCAGCUUGGAGUGUCUGUUCCAUCACCGGCAAGUGAGAAAACAGGCCCUGUGUCUGUUAAAUAGGAGCCACUGGAGACUAUUCUAAGGCAGGAGUCAAAAAAAGAGCACGUUUUUAGCAGCCAUUAAGAGUACUACUACUACUACUACUACUACUACUACUACUACUAAUAAUAAUAAUAAUG
Zootoca vivipara (common lizard) is the source of this 21763-nucleotide messenger RNA. The record is from RefSeq and is a predicted model, not a curated record. NCBI's taxonomy places the organism in Eukaryota, Metazoa, Chordata, Lepidosauria, Squamata, Lacertidae.